AUUCCAUCCACCAUAGGUGAGUUUGAAAGCCUCACACACCUCAACUUGUCUUUUUCAAACUUUGAAGGUGAAAUUCCUCCUCAAAUCUCACGUCUUUCAAAAUUACAAUCACUUGAUCUUUCUGGUGAUUAUGAGUUUCUGUUAAAAUGGGAAGAAGGCACAUGGAAGAGGAUGCUCCGAAAUGCAACCGAUUUAAAGGUGCUAGAUUUGGAACGUACUGAUUUGUCGUCAACGUCACUGAGGCCACUCAAUUUGUCUUCCUCCUUGAUCACUCUAAGUCUUGAAGAAACAGGGCUAAAGGGAGAGUUGACCGAUGACAUUCUUUGUUUGCCAAAUCUGCAACACCUAUAUCUAUCAGGUAAUUUUGACCUUCAUGGCCAACUUCAGGAUCUUAGUUGUGCUUCAGCUUCUCUGAAUGUCUUAAAAAUCUCAAGCUGUGAACUCGAUGGGCCAAUCCCUGAUUCUUUCUCUAACCUCACACAUCUUACUUUAUUUGACCUCUCAGACAACUACUUCAACAGUUCAAUUCCACCCUCUCUCUUAACCCUUCCACGUCUAAAUUCUCUGCUUCUCUAUUCCAAUCUUCUCAGUGGUAAAAUACCAAAUGUGUUUCAUCAGUCAAACAGGUUCCAAGAAUUGUAUUUGGGUGGUAACAAUAUCCAAGGUGAACUGCCAUCAACAUUUUCAAAUCUUCAUCACCUCAUUUACUUGGAUAUAUCAUAUAACAAAUUAGAGGGACCUCUGCCCAACAAAAUAACUGGGUUUCCAAAUCUAACUGCAUUUAUGUUGACUGACAACUUGCUAAAUGGUACAAUUCCUUCUUGGUGUUUCUCUUCGCCAUCGUUGGAGUAUUUACAUCUAUCGAGAAAUCAGUUCACGGGGCGUAUACCUGCAAUCUCGUCGUAUUCCUUGCAGGAGCUGUUUUUGGAUGGCAACAAGCUACAGGGCAAUAUUUCAGGAUCACUUUUUAACCUUGUUAACCUUACAAAAAUACAGCUGUCAUCUAACAACUUCAGUGGUUCUGUCAAUUUUUCACUCUUCUCCAAGUUCCAAAAUCUAGAAUUUCUUCGCCUUUCAAAUUCAGGUCAAUUAUCACUAAACUUUGAAUCAAGCAUCAAUUAUAGUUUCUCCCGCUUACUUGAGUUGGACUUGUCUUCUAUGGGUUUAACCGAAUUUCCAAAAUUAUCCAGAAAAAUCCCAGUUUUGGAAACUCUCCAAUUGUCCGACAACAAGUUGAACGGAAAAGUGCCCAAUUGGUUGCAUGAAAUGGACUCUUUACUUGAUGUAAUCCUAGACCGAAACUUUUUGACAACAGGAGUGGACCAAUUCUCUAGGAACUACCAACUCAGCCAUCUUGAUGUAAGUUUCAAUUUACUCACUGGUGGUAUCUCUUCGUCAAUUUGUAAUGCAAGUAGCCUUCGGGUUCUCGAUUUGUCCAACAACAAGUUGACAGGCACCAUUCCACAAUGCCUUGGGAGUUCACCUUUCCUUUCCGUUUUGAGUCUA
Messenger RNA from Vigna umbellata (rice bean), 1506 nucleotides. Its product is annotated as receptor-like protein 7. Gene Ontology annotation, molecular function: protein binding. NCBI's taxonomy places the organism in Eukaryota, Viridiplantae, Streptophyta, Magnoliopsida, Fabales, Fabaceae. The record is from RefSeq and is a predicted model, not a curated record.